GUGUUCCGGGGACGCCUCCCGGCUCCGCCACCUCCCCGCCGGGGCUGCCGCGAGCCCGGCUGCCCUCCUGAGCGGCGCCCCGUGUGUCGUGUGCGCAGGCAGUACGUGCGGGACGCCGUCGUGGGCAGCAUGGGGCUGAAGCCGACGGGCAGGCUGUGCAGCGUCACCAAAGCCCGAGGGCUGCGGGCCUGCAGAGGGAAGCUACGAGACACUAUUCUGGACUGGGAGGAUUCCCUUCCCGACCGUGACCUCACGCUGGCGGACGAAGCCUGCAGGAAAGCUGAUCUCUCCGUCACGCUGGGGACCUCUCUGCAGAUCAAACCCAGUGGCAACCUCCCGCUGAUCACGAAGAAGAGAGGGGGGAAGCUCGUCAUAGUCAACCUGCAAGCAACCAAGCAUGACAAACAGGCCGACCUGCGCAUCCACGCCUACGUCGACGAUGUCAUGACCAAGCUGAUGAAGCACCUGGGGCUCGAAGUCCCGGAGUGGACGGGGCCGGUGGUGGUGGAGAGCGCCGAGCCCGCCGAGCCCCAGCAGCUCUUCAAAUUCGAGCCCGAGGCUCGCGGGCUGCUCAAGGAGGAAUCCUUUGCCCGCUGCAACGGCACGGCCGGGCUGUGCCCCGACCUCGGGACCACGCUGGUGGAGCACGGUGACAGUCUGAAGCAGGAGUGUCCCAGCCCGGACACGGGGCCGCCGACGACAAAGAAGAUGAAGGUGGAGCCUCUCCUCACCUGACCCGGACUGUUCCCCGGCUGUCUGGACGCUCGUCCGUGCCACUUUUCCUACCGACUUUUUUUUUUUUAUAUCCUCCAACAUUGUCCCUUUUUUAUGUAAGUAUUAAAUACACUCGAAUUGUGUGUGUCUGG
This is a messenger RNA of Oxyura jamaicensis (ruddy duck), 866 nucleotides long. RefSeq names its product NAD-dependent protein deacetylase sirtuin-6-like. The record is from RefSeq and is a predicted model, not a curated record. The transcript has 4 exons. NCBI's taxonomy places the organism in Eukaryota, Metazoa, Chordata, Aves, Anseriformes, Anatidae. The annotation marks the transcript as partial.